Trichobilharzia regenti is the source of this 1259-nucleotide messenger RNA. Lineage: Eukaryota; Metazoa; Platyhelminthes; Trematoda; Strigeidida; Schistosomatidae. The record is from the annotation of a GenBank genome assembly.
AUGCGCCCGGUUGUUCUAAGUGUCUUGAUAUUAACUUUGGUCACUCUGACAAGGACUGAACCAGGAGAAAGCUGUGAAGACCACUUCAGAACAGUAUUCGGCUUCGUUUGCCACAAAGAUGUCCAAAAUUCGCUUCGACAAUUUAUAUGUCAUAUUAACAGAAACUUGAGGUAUAACGGACCAUACAGCUUGAGACCUCAGUCUAACUCCAGCUGUCAGGAUUGUAUGAGUUAUCAAGAAUGGACGAGAAAAAUACUGCAAACUAGAGAAUUCGAAGAUGUUUUCCUUCUCCUAACGAGGAGUGUAUGUCAAUUGUCUGGUCGGAUGUCUCGAAAAUGUGAAUCGAUAUUCAGCUUGCUGUUAGACAUGAUGAACAACGUGCUGAAGACGUAUGACGCCAAGGAGUUGUGUGAAAAACUCGGCUCAUGUACUGACGGGCUAAUGAGUAAAGGAAGGAAAAUCCUGUAGACGGUGAGUCAAAUGAACUGAAUUUAUAAAUGUUGAAUUUUGUGGACGAAAUGCAACAAGUUCACAUGAAGCAAACUGAGUUUUUGAGUUUGAGAAUAUCCAAGAUGACAAUGAGAUUUAUAUUCAACUGAGCGUAACUUCUAUUCUGCCUUGUAUACUAAGACAACAACAAUUAUAGUAGCAUUGAAGGCGAAGUUAUUAUUUUUCAUGUUAACCACUUUAACUACUCAAAUACUUGUCAGUAAUACUAUGAGCAGAAAGCGUUAUUCAGUGAAGACAAGAAUAAACAGUUGGUUCAGAGAAUAUUAUUAAAUGUAUACAAAUUUUGUCCGAUGAGAUCUGAAGAGUACACACAGUGAAAAUCCAAUUCCCACACCCUUAAUUGAUUGACUCAUUUAAGUAGAGCAUGAACCCUAACGCCCUAAUAUUUGCUGUGCAAUAUGCAAAUAAAUCCAUAAAACAUUUUCGUAAGUGUUUGUGUCCCAGUUGUUUCUGAUAUUAGAAUUCCUAUCAAUACAGUGUAGAUUGUCACUAAUUUCAAGAGUACAUAACGUCGUUGGACGAAUGGAAGGGCAUUCCCUUAUCCUUUCUCACUCUCAAGUACUCCGUUGAACUUUGUGUUUAUUGAAUUCAUACAUCUCGAUUUGUUGACUGAUUACUUUUGUCAGCGAAUAAACCGGUAAAGGAAGUCUAGAAAUUGGGAUGCUCUAGGAAAGACGUGGGUGUUUGUCUAUCAACUGGUAUAGUGAAUUCAUCUCAAGAUUCUCUACCUUACAAAACUUUUGUUUCGC